GGUGGUGACGGACGGCGCCCGGGACGUACGUCCACGAGGUGCUCUGGCUCUGCCGGCGUCGGCGCCACAGGAAGGCAUCCUCGGCGCUUACCCUUCCCCUCCGAGAUGGAGGCAAUCCGCACAGUCACCGAGGAGCUGCUGGGUCUGUUCUACAUCCGGCGGCCCUCCGCCAGCUACUUGCCGCCGCUGAAGCCGUCACCUAAUUACAUCGAGCAGGGCAUCCCGUACCUUGUGGUGCUGAUCGUGCUGGAGGCGGUGCUGUACCGCCUGCAGGGCCACCGGAAGCCAGACAUCGCCGACGUCACCGGCUCCAUGUCGCAGGGCAUGAUGCAGGAGACCAUGCGCUACACGUUGCGCGGCUGCGAGGGCUGGGCGUACGUGUACGUGUGGCGCCACUGGCGCUGCUUCGACGUGCCCUGGGACUCGCCGAUCAGCUUCUGGCUGACCAUGCUCGGCGUUGACUUUGGCUACUACUGGUUCCAUCGCGCUGCGCACGAGGUCAACAUCGUGUGGGCGUCGCACCAGGUGCACCACAGCUCCGAGCACUACAACCUGUCGACGGCAUUCCGCCAGUCGUUCGUGCAGCAGUACUUCAGCUGGGGGGUGUACCUGCCACUGGCUCUCCUCGGCGUGGCGCCGUCCAUGUUCUUCACGCAUGCGCAGUUCAACCUGCUCUACCAGUUCUGGAUCCACACGGAGAUGGUGAAGAGCAUCGGCCCACUGGAGCACGUGCUCAACACGCCGUCCCACCACCGCGUCCACCACGGCUCCAACGUCAAGUACCUGGACAAGAACUAUGCCGGCGUGCUGAUCAUCUGGGACCGGCUGUUCGGCACGUUCUGCUGGGAGGAGGAGACGCCCACCUACGGCCUGGUGCACAACAUCGAGUCCUACGACGUGUGGACGAUCCAGCUGGCGCACUUCCGCUGGAUCGCAUCGGACGUCCGCCAGCAGGUCGGCUGGAAGAACAAGAUGAAGCGGCUGUUGUACGGGCCAGGCUGGGUGCCGGGCACGGGCCGCCUGGGCGACGCCUCCACCUUCCCGGAGCCGGACCCGAAGCGGCCCCGUUUCGAUACGACCGUGCCCGGCUGGCUGCGCGCCUACGUCUUCGUCCACUUCAUGCUGGUCAUGGUGCCGUCAGCCAACUUCGCCCAGAACCACUUGGUGUACCCGGUGCCGAUCUGUCUGCUCUACAGCGCGGCGCUGAUGUUCAUGAUCACGUGUCUGGGCUGGCUGCUGGACGGCGCGCGGCUGGCGCCGGUGGCCGAGCUGCUGCGCUGCGGCCUCUGUCUGCUGAGUCUGCCUCACCUCGGCUGGCUGCCGGCCGCCGCCGCUGCCGCCGCGCGCGCCCUCUUCCUCGCCUCGAUCCUCUUAUGGUUGCUACGGGGUGUGGUCAGCGCCGUCGGCACGGCCAGGACCAAGGCGGAGUAGCGGGGCCUGCGACGGAACGUCGGCAACGGGCCGCACGCGGUGACUCUGCGGUGAGGGAAGGCAUUGCUAAUCAUUAAGUGACUCGUUGGGAAAUAUAAGUUAACCAUG
Messenger RNA from Pollicipes pollicipes, 1539 nucleotides. RefSeq names its product alkylglycerol monooxygenase-like. The transcript has a single exon. Gene Ontology annotation, molecular function: iron ion binding; glyceryl-ether monooxygenase activity. Gene Ontology annotation, biological process: lipid biosynthetic process. NCBI's taxonomy places the organism in Eukaryota, Metazoa, Arthropoda, Thecostraca, Pollicipedomorpha, Pollicipedidae. The record is from RefSeq and is a predicted model, not a curated record. Gene Ontology annotation, cellular component: endoplasmic reticulum. The coding region runs from base 106 to 1431 and encodes 441 amino acids.